Callorhinus ursinus (northern fur seal) is the source of this 1553-nucleotide messenger RNA. It is a transcript of the gene COX7C, whose product is annotated as cytochrome c oxidase subunit 7C. NCBI's taxonomy places the organism in Eukaryota, Metazoa, Chordata, Mammalia, Carnivora, Otariidae. The record is from RefSeq and is a predicted model, not a curated record. Gene Ontology annotation, cellular component: respiratory chain complex IV. Gene Ontology annotation, biological process: mitochondrial electron transport, cytochrome c to oxygen.
GGUCGCUCCCCAUUUCCCAUCUUUCCUUUCGGCUCCUACACGCCGAGGAACAAGGUCGUGAGAAGGGGAGGACUUGGUGGUGCUGCCAUUUCUACGGUCUUAGGGCUCUGCCCCUUUCGCAGAACUUCCAACAGCGCCAUGUUGGGACAGAGCGUCCGGAGGUUCACAACCUCUGUGGUCCGUAGGAGCCACUAUGAGGAAGGCCCAGGGAAGAAUUUGCCAUUUUCAGUGGAAAACAAGUGGCGAUUACUACUUAUGAUGACUUUGUACUUUGGAUCUGGAUUUGCUGCACCUUUUUUUAUAGUAAGACAUCAGCUGCUUAAGAAAUAAGGAUGUUUUAAUUAAUCCAUCAAACAGAUGUGAAAAGGAACAUUUUAAGAGGUGCAGUCUCUUUGAAAAAUGGAUCAAACUCUUGUUUUCAACAUACUCAAUAUGUUUGUAAAUAAACUUAUGGCAUGCAUCCUUAAUGCCUCUUCUCUGAAACAUGGAAUGUAAUAGUUGUGCUUACUUUUUUAUUUGGGAAAUAUUCCAAGAUUAGUUUGUUUGGUCAAAUUAGUGUGUGAUUUAGUCUUUUUCUUGUUUUUAGAUUUUGAGGUUUUAUUUAAUUUUUGAUACUAGGUCAGGACCUUGUUGGUAAUUUAUGUUAUUAAAAAUGCAAACUUGACUUUGUUGUCCCAUAGUAAUUUUUUUAAUUGAAAAGAAGUGUACUUUUAGUACACUUUGAAGCAGUGAAAUUGUUUUUCUUCGUAAGUGAUAAUUAAUCAUGAGGAAACCAGUAGUGUAUACAGUGAAGUCCAAGAGCUUUUUUUCCCCCUCCAGAUCUGUGAUCUAAAACUAAAAUUUUGCCUUGAUAAAUUUGCUCUUGACCAAUACUAGUCUUGUUUAGACUAAAUAAAAGUAGAAUAUAUGAAAUGAAGUAGCAUGUAAGACAGAAUAUGGAAAUAUUCCAAGUUUAUUCUGGAAUUUUAGUAGAAAUGGACUAAAAGAUGGUUCUGAUUAGUAAUUGUAUCUGAAUCAAAUUUAUAUUAUGUAUAGUGAAAUACUGCUAGCUACAUAAAGUGUUAUGACUUAGUUCCUAGGGCUUUGUAUUGGGGCGGGAAGAAAGGUAGUUGCUGAAUGUUUUAGUCCUAGUUUGGUCACUUUGGGAAUACCACACUGAUGUUAGAAGAACGGUGUAAAGCAGAGGUGGUAAACUGGUGGUCCGUUUGAGUGCUAGACUUUUUGGUGAUUAGGGGAGUUGUAGUUUUUAAACCAAUAUUUAAAAACUAGAAUAGUUACAAGAAAGUCUCUGGAUUCUUGAAAAGUUGCUCUGGGUGGUUCUAUAUCCUUUCAUAGAACAAAACCACUGCCUAAAUUAGUCUUCACCAUAACAUUAGAUUUCCUGUGUACUCCUAAUGUUAAACUCCUGAUUUGCUGGAACCUUAAGAAAAAAAAAAGACACCUUUUUUCUGUUUGUGUGACCGGGCCUAUCUUGACAGCCUUCAAUAACCAUGCAAUAACUACUAAAAUAUGGAUAUAUAAUUAAAUUUUUAUGACUGCCCGGCUUAUUCCCU